AUGGGAAAUAUGAUUUCUAAUAAUGAAGAGAUUUCAGUUAGUUUAUCAGAAUGCGAAUAUUAACAUAAGAAUUUUUCAUUAAAAUAUGAAUAUCCAUAAAGGAAAAUUCUGAAGGCAAGAAAAAGAAAUGAUUUUUCUUAAAGCAACAAUCGUCGAUAUUCAUAAAAUAUCAAGAAAGCUUAAGAAUUAAAAGCAGAAGGAAAUCAUUAUAUUUAAUUAAGAUAAUAUAAAAAGGCAAUUGAAUCAUACACUUAAGCUAUUGUAAGACUUUGGGUAUAAUUAGAAUCUAUAUGAUCGGGAUUCAAUAUAUUUCUCAAACCGAUCUGUAGCUAAUAAACUUUUAAAUAGAUUCUAAGAAGCAAAACAAGAUGCUUAUUAAGCAUUGAAAAUUGAUUAAAAAAACUCUCGAGCUCACUUUAUUUAUGGAACAAUUAUUUUAAUUGAAGUUUAAAUGUUUCCUGAUACCACAGAAUCUCUUAUCAAAUAAGCUCAAUUGGGUAUUUAGGAAUUAGAAUGUGGUAAUUUAAAUAUAAUAUAAAGUUUAGCUAUGGAAUAAGUUAAUAUAAGCAAGAAUGAAUAAAAAAAUAAAUUAAAAGUUUUGAUUAACUAAAAUAUAGCAAAAGGUAAACGGAUGAUAUAUUUAAUAAGAUAAGAAAUUGAUAAAAGAAGUAAAUUUAAUUAUUGAUGAAUUUAGAUAUAUAAUCUUUAAAACAAACAAUUUCUGAUAUAUCACAUCGUUAAUAGUUAUUAGUUGAUUGGAAUACUAUUGAAUAAAACAUAAAAAAAAAGACAGAUAUUUCAAUGCCAGAUUAUUUUGUUUGUCCUAUCUUAUUUGAAAUUAUGGAAGAACCUAUCCUUCUCAAUUCUGGGCUAUCUUAUGAUAAAUAAAGUAUUCAAUAAUAAUUUAAAUAAAAUGGAUAUAUUGAUCCUAUAACAAGAGAGUUUAUAGAUCCUUUGCGUAUGAUUGAAAACAUUUAAUUAGCAAAAGGUAUUUCAGAAAUAAAAAAUCGAUAUGGUUGGAUUGGAAUAGAAAAUGAAAAGGAUUAUAAAGCAAUAAGAUUUGAAUGACA
Messenger RNA from Paramecium sonneborni, 1070 nucleotides. The record is from the annotation of a GenBank genome assembly. Lineage: Eukaryota; Ciliophora; Oligohymenophorea; Peniculida; Parameciidae.